Argentina anserina (silverweed cinquefoil) is the source of this 2592-nucleotide messenger RNA. RefSeq names its product conserved oligomeric Golgi complex subunit 4. The transcript has 3 exons. The coding region runs from base 239 to 2443 and encodes 734 amino acids. The record is from RefSeq and is a predicted model, not a curated record. Lineage: Eukaryota; Viridiplantae; Streptophyta; Magnoliopsida; Rosales; Rosaceae.
CAUGGGCGUCCAAAAUUCGAGUUAGGAAGCGGCGGGCAAGGUAAUCCACGAUUGGUUGAUCAAUUGAAGGUUGUUGGGUCAUAUUAUAUCUCUGCGUGCUCCAGCUUCAAGCUUCAAGCUUCGAGCUUUGCUGGGUGUCUCUCAGAACAAGCGCACGCAAACGGGGCUCCGAAUACUUCAACCCGGCCCAUAAUCACUCGAGCUCAAAUACCUCCGACAGUCUUAACCGUCUUCACUGAUGGACUCCGAUCCACCGUCGAUCGACUUCGGCAGCCAAGACGCGCUCCGCCACGUCCGCAGCCUCACCGACGUCGGCGCCAUGACGCGCCUCCUCCACGAGUGCAUCGCCUACCAACGCGCCCUCGAUCUCAACCUCGACUCCCUCCUCUCCCAGCGCUCCGACCUCGACAAGCACCUCUCCUCCCUCCAGAAAUCCUCCCAGAUCCUCCACAUCGUCUCCUCCGACGCCGGCUCCGUCCUCCGCAACGUCUCCUCCACCUCCGACCUCGCCGACCGCGUCUCCGCCAAGGUCCGCCAGCUCGACCUCGCCCAGUCGCGCGUCAACUCCACGCUCCUCCGCCUCGACGCCAUCGUCGAGCGCACCACCUGCAUCGACGGCGUCAAGGCCGCCCUCGACUCCCAGGACUACGAGUCCGCCGCGAAAUUCGUCCGGAGGUUCCUCCAGAUCGAGUCGGAGUACCGCGAUUCCGGCUCGGAGCAGAGGGAUCAGCUCAUGGAGUCCAAGAGGCAGCUGGAGUCGAUUGUGAAGAAGAAGCUCUCCGCCGCCGUGGACCAGAGAGACCACGGCAAUGUGCUGAGGUUCAUCAGGCUCUACGCGCCGUUAGGUAUAGAAGAGGAGGGCUUACAGGCCUAUGUGAGCUACCUGAGGAAGGUGAUAGGGAUGCGAUCGAGGCUAGAGUUCGAGAACUUGAUGGAGCUGAUGGAGCAGAGAAACAUUAAUAAUCAGAGCCAGGUUAAUUUCGUGGCGUGCUUGACGAGUUUGUUCAAGGACAUUGUGCUGGCGAUUGAAGAGAAUGAUGAGAUUCUGAGGGGGCUUUGCGGCGAGGAUGGGAUUGUGUAUGCGAUUUGUGAGCUGCAGGAGGAGUGUGAUUCGAGGGGGAUGAUGAUUUUGAAGAAGUAUAUGGAGUAUAGGAGGCUGGCAAAGCUGUCGUCGGAGAUUAAUGCGCAGAAUGUGAGUUUGCUUGAUGUUGGUGUUGCCGGUGUUGGAAAUGAGGGGCCGGACCCGAGGGAGGUGGAGAUGAUAUUGGAGGAGAUACUGUUGUUGAUGCAGUUGGGGGAGGAUUAUACGGAGUUUAUGGUGUCGAAAAUCAAAGGGUUGAGUAAUGUGGAUCCGGAUUUGGCCCCGAGAGCAACUAAAUCGUUUAGGAGUGGGAGUUUUAGCAAAGUGGUUCAGGACAUUACGGGGUUUUAUGUUAUAUUAGAGGGGUUUUUUAUGGUUGAGAAUGUGAGGAAGGCUAUAAGGAUUGAUGAGCAUGUGCCUGAUAGUCUUACGACUUCUAUGGUGGACGAUGUGUUUUAUGUUCUGCAGAGUUGCUUGCGUAGGGCAAUAUCCACUCUGAAUAUCAGCUCGGUGAUUGCUGUGUUGAGUGGCGCCAGUAGUUUGUUGAGUAAUGAGUACCAUGAGGCUUUGCAGCAGAAAAUGAGAGAGCCUAAUCUUGGUGCCAAGCUGUUCUUGGGUGGUGUUGGUGUUCAAAAGACGGGUACUGAGAUUGCCACGGUUUUGAAUAACAUGGAUGUGAGUAGUGAGUAUGUGCUCAAACUGAAACACGAGAUUGAGGAGCGGUGUUUGGAGGUAUUUCCUGCACCAGCUGACAGAGAAAAAGUUAAGUCUUGUUUGUCUGAGUUAGGGGAUUUGAGCAACACAUUCAAGCAAGCUUUGAAUGCUGGCUUGGAACAACUUGUGGCAACUGUGACACCACCUAUCCGACCAGUGCUUGAUAAUGUUGCAACCAUCAGCUAUGAGCUGUCAGAGGCUGAAUAUGCCGAUAAUGAGGUCAAUGACCCAUGGGUUCAAAGGCUGCUUCAUGCUGUUGAGAUGAAUGCAGCAUGGCUGCAGUCACUGAUGACUGCCAACAACUACGACUCAUUCAUACAUUUGAUAAUUGAAUUCCUUGUUAAGAGGCUUGAAGUAAUUAUGAUGCAGAAAAGGUUCAGUCAACUUGGAGGCCUUCAGCUGGACAGAGAUUGUAGGGCAUUGGUGAGCCACUUCUCUAGCAUGACUCAAAGAACUGUUAGAGACAAGUUCGCUCGCCUCACUCAAAUGGCAACCAUUCUCAACUUAGAAAAGGUCUCUGAGAUUCUGGAUUUCUGGGGUGAGAAUUCAGGACCUAUGACUUGGAGACUGACACCAGCCGAGGUCAGGCGAGUGUUGGGUCUAAGAGUUGAUUUCAAAUCCGAAGCAAUUGCCGCACUCAAGUUGUAAUUCCCUCUGAACAACACUUCUCCUUCUUACUUUUUUUUUGUUUCUGCCCUCUUGAAAAAGAUUCAUAUCUUCAUUUUUUUACUGCUUACUACAGUUUUGUUCACCAUAUUUCUCUGUAUUAAUUAUAUAUCUCAGUCAGAUUUGUGUAA